Tribolium castaneum (red flour beetle) is the source of this 1869-nucleotide messenger RNA. RefSeq lists its product as uncharacterized. The record is from RefSeq and is a predicted model, not a curated record. The coding region runs from base 78 to 1820 and encodes 580 amino acids. The transcript is spliced from 4 exons. Lineage: Eukaryota; Metazoa; Arthropoda; Insecta; Coleoptera; Tenebrionidae.
UUCCAUUGGCUCGUUCUAUUUCUAUAUAAACACACUAGUACAUAAUUUUUUAGUACAAAUUUGAAUGCGAGUACAAAAUGAAGCAAUCCAUCACACUAGUCCUCUUUUUCACCCUAUUAUUUAAUGAAACUUUUGCUCAUGAUAACUUGAAAAAUCGUCAACACUCGAGGAAAACUAGCCGCUCACAUGUCGAAAAAAGAGACCAAACUUUAGAAACCGAAUCCAGCCUUACAAUUAAUAUCACUGCAAGUAUUUUUCUUGCCCUAAAUGAAUCGUCCGAAUCUGCAGCUGUUUUCGACUUUAAAUCAAACAUAAGUGCCGUAAUUAAUUCCGACUCUGUGAUACUCAUCAGUUACGAAAACGGAUCAGGAGUUUACCUUUCCCAAAGUUUAUUCAACAGUCGCGAAAGUUUCGAGCAAUACUUUAGAAAUUUGACUUGUCUGAAACAACUUUACGAAAGUGGAGUACGAAAUGGAGUUUCAUUCAACGUCACUUCAGCUAGUCCAGACAUUUCGAAACGAGUUUCUCAAAUUUUGAAUUCUUUAGGCGAAAAUUUAUCAUCCUCUGAAGCUCUCGAAAACUAUGAAAAGCUUUCCCAAUCAGUAUCGGAUAUUUUUCAAAAUUCUGUGACCAGCUUUAUAAAACUUAUAAGCAAUUCGAAUGCCAAUUCUAGAGGAGGUUUAAAUCGAUUUAUUGCCUUUCUUCAAGGCUUACAAUGCUUCUUCAAUGGCCUUUCAGACCGAAAUUUAAGACUCGACUUAUCAAAACUUCUAAACCAACCUUCAGGUCUUCAUGUAUUGAAUAAUCUUCUAGAACAGAUAGCUUCUCAAAUCAACGUUGGGCAACUCCUUGGUGAUCGUUUAAACUCCCCCGAAAAUCUUUUCCCCUUAUUGAAUCUUCUCGGAGGUAAUAGUACUGAAGGUUUGAAUGGAUUUAUCCACGUCAUUUACGAAGUGAUAAAUGUGAAUCAAAAUCACACCAAUGUGGAAAAACUCGUCUUAACAUUGCUUGAAUAUUCGGGAAAUUCAACCAACGGCAAUGUGGGCCAACAAUUCUUGUCGGCUCUUCAAAAUCUCCAAAACACGUUACAGAGACACAAUUUGGGCAAUGCAUUCCAAUUUUUGUCACAUCUUGCUCAAAAUACCACCGAUUCUAGUUCCAGUAACAAUUUUGAUAUUUCACGAAUUGUUUCAACUCUUCUCCACUUUGACCCUCAAAACCCCAUAAACCCAAUUGUUGCGAUUUUACUCUCACUUCGACAAAGAGUGUCUCCUGAAGAAUCAAUCCCUGAACUAUUCGAGCAAUUAAUUUCGCGUUUAAACACAUCAAACGGUCGUCAAUGCAUUUCUAACAUUUUCCCAAAUUUGAACAUCACAAACGGUGACGGGAUUGAAAAUCUACUCCUUGUCGGUUUCCACAUUCGAAAUUUUAUCCUCCAGGGAAUUGAACAUUUUUGGAGUAACAUGGCCGAUUUCUGGUCACACAUUCCAAUAAUUGGUCGGUUUUAUGAAGCCAUAGAUCGAGCUUUAGCCUUGUUUACUAAAGGAGCCGUUCAGUUAAAUAAAAUUUUCGAAUCACAAAUUGCAAGGCCUAGGAUUGAACGAAUUUUGGGUUUCCUGAGACGAAUCGCAAGCAGAGAGGAGAAUUCAAGUGAUAGUGGAAGUCAAGGAAUUUUGGGGAAUUUUAUUCGACCCAUUUUAAAUCAAGAUAAAAUUGAACAUAAAAAGGGACAUAAGGAACGACACCAUCAUUUCAAUGGUAAUGCCAAACACAACAAGCAAUUGAAGAGUAAACAUCGUUCAGAGAAGAAAAAGCAUUGAUUAAAUUAAUUAAUUACUUGUAUAAAUAAAUUAAAUGAUGUAACGCCUA